Arabidopsis lyrata subsp. lyrata is the source of this 1661-nucleotide messenger RNA. RefSeq names its product putative F-box/kelch-repeat protein At2g29800. Gene Ontology annotation, molecular function: protein binding. The record is from RefSeq and is a predicted model, not a curated record. Lineage: Eukaryota; Viridiplantae; Streptophyta; Magnoliopsida; Brassicales; Brassicaceae. Bases 138 to 1385 code for a protein of 415 amino acids. The transcript has 2 exons.
CGUGAAAUAAGAAAGUAUUUAUUUAGUCAUUAUGCUUUCAUUAUAAAUACACAACGUACUCUUACGUAACAGCUUCUUUCAAAACUCAAAUCUAGUCUCGCUUUUCGUUAAUUCGUUGCUGCUGACGUCACACGGCGAUGGCUUCAAUCUCUGAAACUUCCGGCGACGGCUCUAACGGCGGCAAUCCAAACAUGAAACCAGAAGAAGAACCCCACAAGAAAGAAGAAGAAGAGAAUCAAAACGAGGACGCGAAAGAAGAAGAUCAAGAAGACGAUCAAGAAGAUGAAGAAGUAGAGAAUCAUCCUCCGAUUCCUCGAGUAAUCCCACCAGAACUAAUCGAAAACACCAUCGCACUCAUCCGGAGAUGUCAUUACCCGUCGCUAUCUCUCCUCUCUAACGCCUUUCGUCAAGUAAUCUCUUCAGAGGAUCUCUUCCAAAUUCGCUCGCGCAUCGGUUUGACCGAACCGGUUCUUUAUACCUUGAUCACGUUCAAGUACCCAACUUUUGAAGAACCAAGAUGGUUCAUUCUCCAUCGGAGCAACAACUCCUUACAAUUGAACAGAGUUACUUCUCUUCCUCCCAUGUUUCUUGGAUGCACUGCCGUCACAAUGGGACACAAGAUUUACGUAAUGGGUGGUUAUAACCUCCGCUAUAAUCGAGCCGUAGGGACUAUGCUUGCCAUAGAUUGCAGAUUCAAUACGUCUCGACAGCUCCGGAGUAUGAAGAGGGAUCGUUGCUACGCAGUCGCUGGAGUGAUCGACGGAAGGAUUUACGUAGUCGGAGGACGCGAGAGACGAAUUAAUGAUUGGGUCGAAGUGUUCGAUGUAGAGACUGAGAGAUGGGCACUUGUGCCUGGUCCAUUCUCUCCCAUUGCUAGUUCUAGUGGAGAGUUUGUUACACAUGUGGUUUUGGAUAAUAAGAUUUACAUUAUAGAUGGUGAUUUUUGUUUUGCGUACGAUCCAAGACAACGUACAUGGCAGACUUGGGGACCUGAAAGUGUACAGAGGAGGUUUUGGCACGCGUCGUCUUGUGUGGUUGAUGAUUUGUUGUAUGCCACUGUUCCUCGGGAGAUUGUUGGAGUUCCAAUUGUCGUGUAUGAUCCAAGGGAAGUGGCUUGGAGACAUGUCAAGGGUUUAGAGUUUUGGCCUAAUCUCGUUUAUAUUGAGUCUAGAAUGACGAAUUUUGGUGGGAAGUUGGUGAUUUUGGGAUGUUAUCAAAGCCGGGAUAGUGUUGAUUAUAACGGGGAAAUAGAUGUUUGGUGCGUAGAGGUUGCAUUGGAAAAACGUGAAGAUGGUGAUAUUUGGGGGAAGGUCCAAUCACUCUCGCUUGUGAAUACAUUCCGCAAACCGCCUUUUUUUGAACUUUCUCGAACUGUUACGGUUUGAUGACUCGUUUGCAGUUGCAAGUUGCAGGUGAAGGAUCUUUUAUUACAUCUAUACUAUUUGAGCAGCUAGUUGGUAUCAGAGAAAAGUAACUCAGAAGCUGUUACAUCUUACACCUUGAAGCGUAACUCGUCCGAUGCUUCUUAACUUUUGUGCACAAUAUGAUGUGAAAACUCUUACAGAAUUAGCGUUGAGUAGAUUUCUAGCCUUGUCUAGAGUUGGCCACUCUUUUAGCCUUUUAUACAAAAAUUCUUAUGAGACUUGUUGAAAUGCAUCUUU